AUGAAGACUUAUUAUACCCUUCAUGGGCCCGAAAAUGUUCCAGUAGGUGCUUUUUCCCUUUGGAAUGUUUUAAAAGAUAGUUUUGACCCCACUCAUGAGGUUGCGUGCCUCGCUAAACAGGCGACGGAGGAGGAAAAACAGCCUUUGUGUGCAGCGGUAAAAAUAGCAACUUGUGAAAAUCUAGCGCCUUCUGCCCCGCUGCCCGCUCUAAAUGAGCAUGAAAAGAGUGAGAGUGAGUCUGACUCUGACUCGGAUAAUGAACAGCCUGAGAAAAAGGAAGAGUUGCCACCUGAUUAUCAGACUGAAUUAGAAGAAGAAGCUACUAGAUAUCAUUCUAAAGAUUUCGAUCCCUUGGCGUUAGCUGCACUGCGAGACCAGAAAGUGAAAGUAAAAAUAAAGUCCAUUCAGUCUCGGCAAGCGAAGCGUCUGCCUGAGAAGGUCGGGUUUCUAGGGGCCAUGAGAGAGGCAAGGAGGCAGGGGCCCCCAGAAAGCAAGAGGCGCAAGAGGACCAAGUUCAACAAAAACCAACACAAGGUUCUCAUGGAGGUCUUUGAAAUGGACCCAUACCCUGAUAUCACUGUCCGAGAGGAACUAGCUAGACAAAUCCAGAUUCCUGAGCCAAGAAUCCAGGUGAAGUAUAAAUUUGUGCUUCUUCCCUCAGGAGGGAGAGAUGGCAUGAGGAACCAGCAAGGAUUGUGA
This is a messenger RNA of Artibeus jamaicensis (Jamaican fruit-eating bat), 699 nucleotides long. RefSeq names its product homeobox protein ESX1-like. The coding region runs from base 1 to 699 and encodes 232 amino acids. The transcript has 2 exons. Lineage: Eukaryota; Metazoa; Chordata; Mammalia; Chiroptera; Phyllostomidae. The record is from RefSeq and is a predicted model, not a curated record. Gene Ontology annotation, molecular function: DNA binding.